AUGGCACCCGUCAAGAGGAGAUCCCAAGCUGGACAUGCGAAGAAGCCUGUGUCGAACAAGAAAAGAGGAAAAGCAGAGCCUUUGCUUGGGGCAGCGUGGGCAGCAUUCCUUCAGCAUCUCGCCAACACCGGACCUACAUGGGCGCUCAUUGCAAUUUCUUUGGCACAUUUAUUGUGCUGCCGCAUCACGGAAAUCUUACGAUUGCAGCUUCAGGACAUCCAAUGGGACACCAAUAAGGUGCGGGUUCGAGAACUCAAGGGGCAUGCUGAGAUGCUAAAGCCCUUAUCCCGAGCCGCAGUCUUGUUCCUGGAGAAGCUCAAGGCUGAAGGCGGUCGAAAGAUUUCUCGCACGAGGAUGUGGGGCAGCAGAGGUUUGGUGACUUUCAUGGAUUGCUGGAAGUUUCCACUCGAAGGUGAAGGUCAUUUGUUUCCGGCUUCACGGAAGGACUGCGCCACACCACACAGGAACAAAGAUGCGAUGGCGAAAGCAAUCCGGACAGCUCGAAAGUCGUUCGUGCCUCCACCCGAAGCAGGUGCCAUUCAAGUAUCGAAGAUACGCAGUCAUUCAGCUCGUCACAGAUGUAUCAACGACCUGAAGCAGAGCGGCACAGCGACAUCCACGGCAAUGCGCUUCUCCAGAAUCCGGUCUUGUCAAGUGUUCAACGGCUACGGUCAACAGUCAGAAGAUCAGAUUGCAGAGGCUUUGCUAGCUAACGCGAACCUUCAGCAGCUGUGGCUUGACAUCUACUCCUGA
Symbiodinium sp. CCMP2592 is the source of this 753-nucleotide messenger RNA. NCBI's taxonomy places the organism in Eukaryota, Dinophyceae, Suessiales, Symbiodiniaceae. The record is from the annotation of a GenBank genome assembly.